Messenger RNA from Heterocephalus glaber (naked mole-rat), 4494 nucleotides. The record is from RefSeq and is a predicted model, not a curated record. NCBI's taxonomy places the organism in Eukaryota, Metazoa, Chordata, Mammalia, Rodentia, Bathyergidae.
AUCCCUGGCCCCCAUAUAACAUUUUAAAACAAAUUUCUAAAAUCUUAUUCCAAAUCAAGAUGGCAAUGUGUACUUAUUUUAUUUGGUUAUUUUCACAUAAACUCAAUGAAAAGUUCGAGACUUUAAGAUAAUUAUUUCUCUGAGAAUAGUGACGGAAUAACUAUCCUGGUAGAUAUGACCAAAGAUAGCUAAUAGAAGUACAGAAGUAACAAGAGAACAAGCAGAUUUUGUUAAUCUCUAUAAAUCUCUAUAUAAAAUGUACAUAUUGACACUUUAAACCUAUCACCAUUGAAAUACUAUAAAACACAAGCAUACACGCUCUCAGGUAUUUUAUUAGUCAGCAGAGUGAUGACGUCAUUACAGGCCAAAUAGCUUUUGGAAAUUUCCACUGUAUGCGAAAGUGAAAAGGUCAAAUCAUAUCAUCUCUCUCCCUCCUUCCUUCCUUCCCUCCCUACCGCUUGCUCUCUCUGUCUCUCUCUUUCUCUUUGAGACAGGGUCUCGGUACUUAGUUCAGGCUGGCUUUGAACUCAGUAUGUAGCCCCAGCUAGGCUCAAACUGGGGAAGAUCCUCUUGCCUCAGCCAGCUGAGACUACAAGCGAGCAUCCCCAUACUAGGCUUGGAAAUAGUUUCGACCUCAGAGAUCCCUCGAAGAAAGGAUUUUGGAAACACUGGACCUCGUGAACCACCAUUUGAGAACUAAUCAAAUCGAUUCAUUUUUCAGAAAAACCUCGGGCGCUCGGCUCGCGCUGGGCUUAACGAAAUGCAGGCUCUAGAAGCGAACCCCACAACGUUCAUCCGUGUCACCAAGGCGGAGCCAUAGCUGGUGACCGGCGACGGGGCUCACCCAGGGCUUGGACAGGAGCCGGGAGACGCCGGCGGAGAUCUGGCUGCCGCAGCUGCUAGACUAUGUUGACGCUUCUGAUUCUACUCAGCCAACUGUCCAUAGUUACCUUAGCGUUUCCUCCUCGCACAAGAAAUCUAAAGGACUUCAGGCAUGAGCCAGAAGACGUCUUUGCAUCAAAGGAAGAAGCAAACUUUUUCAUACAUCGCCGCCUCCUAUACAAUAGGUUUGAUUUGGAGCUUUUCCUGCCCAGCAACCUAGAAAGAGAGUGCUAUGAAGAGUUUUGUAAUUAUGAGGAAGCCAGAGAGAUUUUCCUGGAUGAAGAUAAAACGAUGGAAUUUUGGAAGGAAUACUCAGUUAAAGGACCAACCACAAAAUCAGAUGGCAGCAGAGAGAAAAUUGAUGUUAUUCACAUUCUGAUUGGAAUAAUUGCUGGUGGAGCACUUUUGGUUAUUUUUGGACUGUGUUUUUACUAUGUGUGCAUAACAAGGCGUGAGAGACAACCAUAUUCAGGUUCAGUCACCUAUGAAAGAAAUGGCAGCUCUUCCAUCAAUGUCAGAAGACCUGAGGACGCUAUCAUGUCUCCAUUGCCACUAUCUCUAGAGGACACGGGAUUACCUUCCUAUGAACAGGCAAUGGAGCUGAACAGAAAACGUAGUGUUUCACCGCCACCACCUUAUCCUGGGCUGGCAAAAGGAUUUAGGGUAUUUAAAAAGUCUAUGUCAGUCCCACCUCACUAAGCCCACCCUGCCAUCUCAAUAUAAGAAAUUCAUGUUAUUCACAUGGUUUAUUCUCUCAGAACCAAAAAAAGACAGACUAUUCAGCUCUUCAUGACAAACUGCAAGGAAUAAAGGAAGAAUAAGCAUGUGAAUGUUAUCAUAGUUCGUUCCAUUUACAUCUUGGACUCAAACUUGAUCAUUAUACCUUGAUAAGAGAUUUUGACUCUGUAUCCAUACAGUAAAGAAGACAGCACUUUUUUGGUAAUGUAAGGUUGAGAAAUCUUUGUUAUAGAUCAUGAGAGCCAGGGAACUAUUUGUAUCCUUUGUACAGACAAAGACUGUAGGGUUUUUGUGUUGAAUAUUUAAAAAGUAAGAAUUUCUUUCUUUUUUUUUUGUACCCGGGAUCAAACUCGGGACCUUCUGCUUGUGAGGCAGGUGGUGGAACCACUGAGCUAAGUCCCUGGCCCCAAGAAUUUCUAAUCGUCCACAAUACCCCAAAUUGAUAUUGGACCUAUUUUUUAUUAAGUUGGACAGGAUUGGAAACACUUCAGAGAAUUUGAUAUUUCAAUAUAAAUCUGUGCCCUUUGGUUUAAUAUUUUGAAUUAUUGUGUAACAUUUACUAUAUUUUGCAGGGUUUAGUUCUUAACUUUUUUUUUUUUUUUUUAGCCCUUAACUCUUGUUGUCAGUCCUGUUUCAUUAUAACAAGCAUGGUCAGUAGUUUUCUUUUUCUAAAAAAUACUAUUUACUACCAAGUUAUUUUUUCAGAUGCUAAUGGGUUGCACUGGCAAGGAUUUGCAAAGAUUAUAUUAUCAAUAAAUACGCCCCUCACCUACCAGUUAUUAGAACUGAUAAAGAAAGUUACCUGUUACUGAUGAGUACAUGUGCUGACAUUACUAAAUUAUCUGUACCUAUGCCUACAUCUACUUAUAUCUAUAUGUAUCUAUGAUAUGUACAUUUAAGGAGAUAAAAAAUAAUGUACUCCUAAAAACUAGAAUAGGAAAGUCUGUUCUUUAUGAUUUUUCCAGGUACUGCAUUUUUCCUGUUAUUUAAGAUCAUUUAGAAAAUGUUAUUUUGGGGCCGGGGAUUUAGCUCACUGGUUCUGGUGCCUGCCUCGCAAGCACAAGGUCCCAAAUUCGAUCCCUGGUACCAAAAAAAAAAGAAAAUGUUAUUUUGUUUUAUAAGUUUCACAGAGGUGUAAUUUAAACCCACAUGCAUUUGAUAAUUCCUACUAAUUAAAUGUUUAGAGAGUAUACAUCAUAUUAUAGUGCAUGUGUGAGUAUAUAAGUCUCUCUCUCUCUCUUUCUUUUUUCCUUACUGUACUGAGGAUUGAACCUAGGGCCUUUACACUAAGCUACAUCCCCAGCCCUUUUUUAAUAUUUUGAGACAGGGUCUCACCAAGUUGCUGAGUUACCCAGGCUAAGCUCAAACGUUUGACCCUCCUGCCUCAGCCUCCCAGAGUGCUGGGAUUACAGGCAUAUGCCAACAUAUUUGGCUACGGGUCUCUCUUUUUAGGCAGUAUGCUCUUCAUUAAGGCAGAUCAAAGUAAAGCCUUAAUCAUUAGAUAAUGCAAAGACUUUAUCCUUUUAGAUUCUCAGAGUCUCUGGCAGCUUGUCAUACUAAAUCAUCUAACAACAUGUAGGUUUAAUUAGGAAAAGUGACUUUUUUAAAAGCUACCCACAUUACUUAUAAAAUUUGCUAUUAGUCAUCUCUUGACUUGGCAUAAACAUUUGUUCUCUUAUAAGUAUGCACUUUUCACUCAUUUGAACCAUCCUUAAAAGUUUACAAAGUUGACUUUACUCAGACUAAGGCAUAAUUGAAAUCUAACAAAUUAAUUAGAGCUGGGUUUAGAAUGAACACACUAGUCCCAUCUCAUACCUACAAAAUUAGACUGCCUUUAAUUAUAACCCUGGGAUCUUGUUACUUAAUUCUGAAUCCAUGAUGAAAAUCUACAAGGACUUCUCGUACAUAUAUAUAUUAUAUAUAUAUAUAUAUAUAUAAUAUGUAUAUGCAUAUGUAGUCUUACACAUAUAUGAGAAAUACAUGGGUAAAUAGAAAUCAAAGAUAUAUGUGUAUCUUUUACUGAAUCAUAACUUGAAAUAUUCCGUGAACUCAUUUACUUCUAUUGACUCCCAGAAGUCUAACUGCAAAACUAGCUUCGGAACCUGUGACAGCCGCACCCUGCCCCGACUGGCCUAGUCUGUUGUCUGCCAUCACUUAGUGCAAGACAGAUGCUAUAAUUUGAAUGAAUCUAGAAUUCAUCUUUGGCAUUGUGAAGUCAUUGGUAUUUAUACAGCAUCAGUGUUGAGACUGUGAUACUUUAAAUAUAAAAAGGAAAUAUGUGAUAGAACCGUUGCUGACAGAUGCUUGUAAUGAUUGAAAGGAAAAUAUCUCACUAUUUUGAGAUAUAGUUCUGUCUCAUUCACCUUUUUCUAUUCCUGUCAUAUGUUUGAUGGUGGAUUUGUGGUUUGGUCUGAUUGGUCUAUUUUGCUUGUGCUUAUUCUUCAGGCAAUUGAUUACUGUUAAUCAUCAAAGCUAUUUUCACACACAGUUCUCUAUAUAAUUAGAACAGUUUUCUGCUCUAUUACAAUUAGGAAACGAAUGGAAUAUGAGUAUAAAAAGAGAACUGGACUUGAAAGAGACAAGUACACAUUUAUAAGGUUGUACUUUUAAUAGAUAAGAUAAUUCUACAUAGAAAUAUCCUCUUUGGAAAACUCUGUGUCAAAGUUUUUAUCUGUUAAUAAUGUAUCCUCUGAAAGCCAGGCAUGGUGGUACAUGCCUUUGCUCGUAUCAUUCAGGAGGCUGAGGCAGAGAGAUCACUGCUAAUUUAGGCUAGCUUGGGCAACAUAGUGAAUUCCAGGACAGCUUGGAAUAUAUACUGAGACCCUGUGUCAAAAAAAAAAAAAAGUGCCCUCUGAGUAAAUACAGAGAGAGAAA